GUCACUGUCAAAUGUAGAGCAGGCGACCAUUGGGGACAAGGUAGCGUUGAACAGAAGAGAGAGAGAGAGAGAUAGAGAGGACAGGAGUCGCGUAUUGCCGCAACAUUUUCUUGUGCGUGCAUCAUUAUAAACUUAGUGCCAGCCAGGUCUUCUGUAUUAAUUAUUGCAUGCGUAGAGCAGAUCAUCCAGCGUUGGACUGGCAUCUGGUUACGAAAGAAACGGGACGGCACCAGUGGAAAUACUAUCUGAAAACUCCAUUAGCCUUUUGCUUCGUUCGUUUUACAAUUGCCAGCAGUCACAGUCACAGCAGCCUAUUUCCGAGGACGCGAAUCGCGAUCACAGGGACCGCUGGAGAAUCUCACGUUUUGUCGUUUGAUUUAUAGACUGGUCACUGUAAUUUACGCAAUAGCCUAGUUUUCUGGACUCCUUGUACAUUUUCUUUUCUUUGGUCCAAAGUAGUCCAUGCAAGCCUAGUUGCUAUACCAUUUUUUAAAGAAACCUACGUGACAGACAGAUUCAAUCAUUACUCUCAAAAGGGACAAGCGAGGGACCAUGGUGAAUCCUGGAGGUAGCAGCCAGCCCCCUCCGGUGGGAGCAGGGUCCCUGUCCUGGAAGAGGUGUGCGGGCUGUGGGGGGAAGAUCGCUGACCGCUUCCUUCUCUAUACCAUGGACAGCUACUGGCACAGCCGAUGCCUUAAGUGCUCCUGCUGCCAGGCCCAGCUGGGGGAGAUAGGCACCUCCUGUUACACCAAGAGCGGCAUGAUCCUCUGCAGAAACGACUACAUCAGGUUAUUUGGGAACAGUGGGGCAUGCAGUGCUUGUGGCCAGUCCAUUCCAGCCAGUGAACUGGUCAUGAGGGCACAAGGCAAUGUGUACCAUCUCAAGUGUUUCACGUGUUCUACCUGCCGGAACCGGCUGGUCCCAGGGGACAGGUUCCACUACAUCAACGGCAGUCUGUUCUGUGAACACGACAGACCCACAGCACUCAUCAAUGGACAUUUGAGUUCACUGCAGACAAACCCACUACUGCCCGACCAGAAGGUGUGUUAGGAGCAAGGUGUGCAAGAAGCAGGAUGCGUGCCUUCAUUUUAACCCUUAUUGUCACCCACUACUUUCUGGAUCCCUGUACCAUCCCCCCUGCCCCCAGCCCCUCCCCCCUGCUCUCCAGGCACCCAGACUCUUACCUGAGCCCCCAGGCAGCCUCCUCAAUCUACCAAGACCCCCGCUUCUCUCUGUACAACACCCGCCCUCGUCCCCACCCUAACUCCCUUUUACGGGAGGACAUACCCCCCCACGCUUAUGAUACGCCUGAGAUGUGAUUCUGAGGACUCCAUGAUUCUGACACUGGACUAAAAGGAGACUUGAUCAGAACUGGAGGGACACUGAGAAAGAGAGGAAGAGGAACCGAUUUGAGGAUGGACAGAACGAGACAAAGAAAGAGAGAAAAAUACAAAAUGAAGCUAAUCAAGUUGCGGUUGUUUUUCAAAUCUGCACACAGUUGUACAUUUGUUUUUGUUUUUAGUAUCGGGGAAAGAAACGACUGUCUCCUUUUAAUGUAUCCCUCUUCUUUUUACCUCCUACUUGCCUUCCAACCUGAUAUUCGCUUGUUCAUUAUUUUGAAGUGUUGUGAAGAGACUGUGUUUCUAUUUUGGUGGUAUAUAAAACAAGACUAGGUUAAAAAGUAUCCGUGGCUUUUUUGUGGAAACGUAAUACCAUUAUGAUGAGCAUUCUCUUGGUGUAUUUGUAAAACUACCAUGUAUGUAUGCAUGUAAAUGUUUUUGUCCUGACGUGGCUCACAGUACAUUCUGCUCCUGCACAGCCUAAUGGACCAUACAGACCAUAGCGAAUGUGGGCCGUGUGCAGCAGGUGUCUGUCCUAUCGCCUCUGACCACAAACCACGGCCGUCACUUUCUGUUCAUUUACCGACGAUUCUACAUGUUGAAUCACCACCGCUCAUCGACACCUAGCAGAUGAUCUACUGCACACAGCCAAUGUUGGUGUUGGUCUUUCCUGUCCUUGACCCCGACUCCUCUCCUCGCAACCUGAACCUAAACCUGAACCUAAACCUGAACCCAUGGCUUAACAAAAGAAAGAUGUUCAGAGUCACUAAUGUAGAGAUUUUCACCAACCCUAUAAAUUCAUGAAUGAAAGAAAAAUCUAUUUGUGAUAUUUUCAGAGACAUUUGCUCCAGUAUGGUGUAUUUGAUUAAUAAAAAUAAUUAUGAUACAGAAAA
Molecule: messenger RNA, 2233 nt
Organism: Oncorhynchus masou masou (cherry salmon)
Lineage: Eukaryota; Metazoa; Chordata; Actinopteri; Salmoniformes; Salmonidae
Gene: lmo4b
Product: LIM domain only 4b
Exons: 5
Coding region: 553-1050 (165 amino acids)
Source: RefSeq, a predicted model, not a curated record